GCGACUAUUUAAGACAAUACAAACCACCGCAGUUCAUCAGUUCAGUAGGAUUCAGAAUUCAGAACAUUGCUUCGAAAAUGCUUCACUGCAUCAAGUUCGUGGUCUUCCUAGCGGCUCUUCCGCUGAUCUUUGCCGACGUGGUUCCCGUCAAGCAAUGUAAAUCGGGACCCCUGCCGACUGCGGUGGACGUUGUCGGUUGCAGCAAAGUUCCUUGCAAGCUAGCCCGUGGACACGACGCCAUUGCUCAUGUGAACUUCAGUCCAGACGUCGAUGUAUCCGCGCUACGUCCGGUAGUUUACGCCACGGCCCUCGGUGUUACGGUUCCGUUCGAGUUGCCAAAGGAUCACCAGAAUGCUUGUAACUGGCUGGAAGGAAGUCAGUGUCCGCUGUCCGCCGGAGAGGAUGUCUCGUACCUGCUGAAACUACCGGUGCAGAAGUUCUACCCGCCGAUUCCAAUAAACGUCGAACUUCAGCUCCGCGAUCAAUCCGACAAUGUGGUUACUUGUUUCAAGUUGCAAGCUAAGGUCGCUUAACCUCCGGAUGUGAACUCGCCUGCUGCUGCUUUCCGGUGGCUUGGUUGUAUCGUUUGAAUGGAAAUUUAAUAAAGCGGCAUUCGUUAUCGGAACAA
Molecule: messenger RNA, 628 nt
Organism: Malaya genurostris
Lineage: Eukaryota; Metazoa; Arthropoda; Insecta; Diptera; Culicidae
Product: NPC intracellular cholesterol transporter 2-like
Exons: 2
Coding region: 78-533 (151 amino acids)
Biological process (GO): intracellular cholesterol transport
Molecular function (GO): sterol binding
Source: RefSeq, a predicted model, not a curated record